AGCAGUCCGGCUAGGAACCCGAAACAACCAUGGACCAAGAAGCCGUGGGCAAUAUCGUCCUGCUGGCCAUUGUCACCCUCAUCAGCGUGGUCCAGAAUGGGUUCUUUGCCCACAAGGUGGAGCACGAAAGCAAGACCCACAAUGGGCGGAGCUUCCAGAGGACUGGGACGCUGGCCUUCGAGCGGGUCUACACUGCCAACCAGAACUGUGUGGAUGCCUACCCCACCUUCCUUGUCAUGCUCUGGAGCGCCGGGCUUCUCUGCAGCCAAGUUCCUGCUGCCUUUGCUGGACUGAUGUAUCUGUUCGUGAGGCAGAAGUACUUUGUUGGCUACCUGGGGGAGAGAACUCAGAGCACGCCUGGUUACAUAUUCGGGAAACGCAUUAUCCUGUUCCUAUUCGCCAUGUCCCUCGCUGGGAUACUCAACUAUUUCCUCAUCGCCUUUUUCGGAAGUGACUUUGAAAACUACAUCAGGACCAUCACCACCACCAUCUCCCCUCUCCUUCUCAUCCCUUGAGUCUCUGCUGAAUUCCGGUUGGUGUGCUCAGCUAAUCGAUACCUAGAAGCCAUCAAAGCGCAAACCUUUAAGAGAGGCUGUAAAUCUAAUGACCUGCUGGGCUUUGCAGCUUGAGUGAACCUCGCUUUUCCUGGAAGAGGAAAUUUUCACAUCAGCCUCGCCCUCUGAACAAGGCCGAGGCCCCACAUUUGCAAAUUCAGAUCCCUUCUGUGUGUUUCGUGACUUAUCCUGCUUUCUGAAGACGUUU
Messenger RNA from Budorcas taxicolor (takin), 762 nucleotides. It is a transcript of the gene ALOX5AP, whose product is annotated as arachidonate 5-lipoxygenase activating protein. The coding region runs from base 30 to 515 and encodes 161 amino acids. Gene Ontology annotation, biological process: leukotriene biosynthetic process. The record is from RefSeq and is a predicted model, not a curated record. Lineage: Eukaryota; Metazoa; Chordata; Mammalia; Artiodactyla; Bovidae. Gene Ontology annotation, cellular component: membrane; endoplasmic reticulum; nuclear envelope. The transcript is spliced from 5 exons. Gene Ontology annotation, molecular function: glutathione transferase activity; glutathione peroxidase activity; leukotriene-C4 synthase activity.